Molecule: messenger RNA, 750 nt
Organism: Pochonia chlamydosporia 170
Lineage: Eukaryota; Fungi; Ascomycota; Sordariomycetes; Hypocreales; Clavicipitaceae
Product: C6 transcription factor
Exons: 1
Coding region: 1-750 (249 amino acids)
Source: RefSeq, a predicted model, not a curated record
AUGAUUUUUCAGAAUCCGAGGGGUAAUAUCGAACAGUUUCUGGGCAGACGAGGUGAAGACCCAGCACGGUUUGUGGAACCAUUCAUGAAAACUUGGCAUGAUUCACGCCAUCAGAUCUGGGACCGCAUGUCCAAUGAGUCGACUAUUUCCGGCUCAAUACCUUAUGCUCCUCGUCUUCUUUUUGGGCUAGAGGCCGAGCUUUCAUGCCAUGGUUCACCGUCACGAGCACCAAAGUCGGCUUCAGAAGAGAAUAACAAAAGGCAACAACUGAGGCAUCUUCGAGAUGCAGUUACAAGAGUUACGUCGGAGUGUGCAACAAUCAGGUCCUUGGAGACUUCAGCAACGUUGCUAUUACAGUCACCCCGCCUUUCAUUUGAAAGAAUCAUUCGUCGCAUAUCACCUCUUUUGUGCUGCGCUUCGCUAAAAUCGAAUCCACACGCACUGGCACUUGCUGAUAUUACACCGCUCGAGGCUGACAUUGAACACCUGUUUUAUGGGUUUCCAAUUCUUUGCUGUGGGCCUCUUGCAAAGAUGAUUGCUGAGGGAGAUUCUCGAGCUCUUGUCUUCUUAUUUCACUUUUAUCAUGCGGCGCGCAUAUUGUUGUGUUCGAAAAGAUGUUGGUGGGCAUCUAACAGAAGCCAUGUUAUGGAACAGCUUAUCUUUGAGGAGCUCAAGUCCCGAGAAGUUGAUGUGUGCUUGCCAAGCCAACAUGGCGAAUUCAUGGACGUGGAAAUGACGAGUCCUAAAUAA